GUGUUCAUUGACUCUCACUGACUUACUCCAGUAUGGCAAGAUCACACAAAGCCGUCUGUCGUUACACCGGAGAUCUCGUGAAUGAAUCGUGACUCAGCUGCACUGAAUCACCGGAUACAAUGAGAAUCUAAUGAGAAAUCAGAGGCUGAGAUGAGAGGCUGAUGUUGGCGGGUUUUUAACAGGAUCCGAGCUGCGGAAAUUCGCUCCGGCCUCUUGAUGCUCUUCACCUGACUGACCUACAGCAGAGAUCAGGAUGAUAGAGGAGAGACGGAAGGGGAAUGUCAUGGCCGACAAGAAGCAGAUCUUCACGGACAUGAAGACGCAGAAUUAUGACACCAUCCAGCUGUCCACAUACCGCACCGCUUGCAAGCUCAGAUUCAUUCAGAAGAAAUGCAACCUGCAUCUGGUGGACGUGUGGAACAUGAUCGAGGCGUUCCGUGACAACGGUCUGAACACGCUGGACGUCUGUACCGAGAUCAGCGUGGCUCGGCUGGAGACCAUCAUCACCUGCAUCUACCAGCAGCUAAACAAACGGCUGCCCACCACACACCAGAUCAACGUCCAGCACAACACCAGCCUGCUGCUCAACUUCAUGGUGGCAGCACACAACAGUGAUGCUCAGGGAAGGCUGAUGGUGUUUUCAGUGAAAGUGAUGCUCUCAGUGCUGUGUGGAGGGAAACUGGUUGAUAAACUUCGCUAUAUUUUCUCUCAGAUAUCAGAUACUCAUGGUGCGAUGGUGAUGUCCAAGUUUGACCACUUCCUGCAGGAGGUGCUGAAGCUGCCCACUGCCGUGUUUGAGGGGCCGUCGUUCGGCUACAUGCAUCACUUCGCCAGAUCCGGCUUUCCUCAACAAAAGAAGGUGAUGCUGAACAUGUUUCUGGAUACUCUGAUGUCAGAUUCUCCUCAGUGUCUCAUUUGGCUUCCUCUGCUGCAACGGCUAGCAAACGUGGAGAACGUCCAUCAUCCGGUGGCGUGUUCUUUCUGUCGGUCGGAGGGCAUGGUGGGAUUCCGUUAUCGCUGUCAGCAGUGUUUUAAUUAUCAGCUGUGUCAGAACUGUUUCUGGCGAGGUCAUGCAAGCGGAAACCACAACAACCAGCACGAGAUGAAGGAGCAUUCGUCCUGGAAAUCUCCAGCUAAGAAGCUGGGUCAUGCCAUCAGUAAAUCCUUGGGCUGUGUGCCGAGCAGAGAGCCAUCCCACCCUGUCUACCCAGAAUACCCCGAGAAGCCCCUCAACCUCUCCAAUAUAGUUCCUCCCCGUCCAAUAGGAAACAUGAAUGAACCAGUUCUGCCCCCGUCUGCAGGCCCCAGCCCCACUAAGAGACCGCCGACUCUAGCCACAGCUCAGCGUAUGAAUGAGGAACACGCUCUGAUCGCGGCGUAUGUGAAUAAACUCCAGAGCAGCCCACGUGCGUUAGACAGUCCUAGCCGAACGGAUGAAGAGCACAGACUCAUCGCUCGUUACGCCUCUCGUCUGGCCACGGAUCCUGGACAUACAGGAAGACCUUCAGACUUCAGCUACAACACCAACAAACAGCAGAGAGAGCUGAUCAUGCAGCUGGAGAACAAGAACAGGGAGAUUUUACAGGAGAUCCAGCAUUUGCGAGCAGAGCAUGAACAGGCAUGUCAGCCGACUCCAGAGAGAGUCCAACAAAACCCGACCCUGCUGGCAGAACUCAGACAGCUCAGGCAGAGGAAGGAUGAGCUGGAGCAGAGGAUGUCGUCUCUACAGGAGAGCAGGAGAGAGCUCAUGGUGCAGCUGGAAGGACUCAUGAAACUACUGAAGGAUGAGGAGCAGAGACAAGCUGCUCAAGCUGCUGGCUCCUCCCCCAGCCAUGCCUCCCCUCGUUCUGUGCCAAUGCCCAUUCGCUCUCCUUCCUCUGGCUCCACCCCCACACACGCAGGCCACACCCCCACACACGGACCCCAGGACUCUUUAGCUGGAGUGGGUGGAGAUGUUCAGGAAGCAUUUGCUCAGGGACCUCGCAGAAACCUGCGAAAUGAUCUCCUGGUGGCAGCAGACUCCAUCACAAACACCAUGUCUUCACUGGUCAAAGAGCUCAACUCGGUAGAAGAUGGAGGAGAGGAGGAUGAGAGACUGCUGCAGAAUGGCAAAGACAGAGGUUAAGCCAGAUAUGAAGCAAGCAGUGCCAUGUGUGGUGUCACCAUGCAAACGCAUCAUCACCACAAAGACAAUGACCUCUGAACCCAGACUCAGCCAAUCAGCAAGAGUUCAGGGAUUUGAGUUCCUGUGGAUUGCUUGAGAAGGAAAAUGUUUUGUUGUUUUCAAUGUUUUUUACGCUUCUUUGUUUUUAGAUGCAGGUUUAAGGGGUCUGUGUUGCAGACCUGCUAAUUUGACUAGCUAUGUUCGUUUGAUUUUGUAGCUGAUUUUGUUCAAGUUUGAAAGCUUUUGAUGCACCCAAAGAUGUGUCAGAUCUGUCGAGAACGAGACUGAGGUGGGAACGAAAUGGAACGGAACGCAAUAGAAAGUGAUGCAUGAUUGAAGGACGAGCGUGACGAGUUGACUGGCUGGCUGAGGUAUGUGGGCGUGGCUUGCUUGAUGUGGAUGUGGACAUGUUGAUUUCGAGGACGCAGUUGCUGCGAAUGCAGUAUAAAGACCUUCCAAAGGAACUAAAUUAAAGAAAAGGGUCAAGUUCAGUACUGUAAUUUAUUUUCAAUUCAUUUUUUAAUUUAUUUUCAGUAGCGGACAGCAUUUUUAGCAGCUUUUCGGUGUACAUUUGUGGAAAUGUUUUGGUCAUUUCAAAUACUCGAUUUCAGAUUUUCAAGUCUGAUACAGCAUUUAUGUAUAUUUAAGAUCAAAUUGAUUUAGUUUUAUAGAUUUUCGAACUGGUACUAUAAUAAAGAGGCGGAUUAUGUACUGUGGUUCUAUUACUGGAGAAUUUUAGCCAUUGUUAAUUUUGUAGAUUUUUUUCUAGAAGCACUGUUUGUAGUCAAUAUUUCCUGUGAACAGACAUUUCUGACCUACAAACAUUGCACACACACGUCUGAUCUGCUGUGUGUUUUUCUCGAGGUGUGUGUGUAUCUGUGUGCCUCUAUAAUCGUGUG
Messenger RNA from Sinocyclocheilus grahami, 3063 nucleotides. RefSeq names its product dystrobrevin beta-like. The transcript is spliced from 22 exons. Gene Ontology annotation, molecular function: zinc ion binding. Gene Ontology annotation, biological process: synaptic signaling. The coding region runs from base 254 to 2125 and encodes 623 amino acids. The record is from RefSeq and is a predicted model, not a curated record. Gene Ontology annotation, cellular component: plasma membrane; synapse. Lineage: Eukaryota; Metazoa; Chordata; Actinopteri; Cypriniformes; Cyprinidae.